Acinonyx jubatus (cheetah) is the source of this 339-nucleotide messenger RNA. RefSeq lists its product as uncharacterized. NCBI's taxonomy places the organism in Eukaryota, Metazoa, Chordata, Mammalia, Carnivora, Felidae. The coding region runs from base 1 to 339 and encodes 112 amino acids. The transcript has a single exon. The record is from RefSeq and is a predicted model, not a curated record.
AUGGCUCAUGUCAUGGCUUCCUCCAAAUGCCGGCCAAAACCUGAAAAACCCAUACUGUGGGGACAGCCUGAGGGGACCCCACCACCAUAUUGCCCACUGUACCCCUCACUGCCACCUGCACCUCCAGCCGCCCCGGCUUCUGAAACCCCACCGGAGCCUGCCCCUAGUCCUGAGGCCUUGCCUCCUCUAGCACCACCAGCCUCUCUGGACGUGACUGGCUCACUGGGUCCUAACUGCAUACACCCCUGCUGGAAGGCAACUAGAAGAUCAGGCCAGGGAAGACAGUCGCUCCCUGCAGCAACACCAGGGAGCCCUACAGAUGCCACUGAGGGAAACUAG